UAUGUUCUUUUGUAGCAAUUUUGAUUGUUUUAUCACAAAUUCAAGAAGAUGGAUUGCUGUAGUAGCACUAAUACUGAAUCUUCAUCUACAGUUUCCAAUAACACUUAUUUUCAAGAAAUAUUAUUGGAUAAUGGUUCAGAAACUAAAACUUUUAUUCGAACAAAAUUAACAGAGUGGGGGCUUUUCGAUUAUAUUGAGAUAUUUGAACGUGAAAAAAUAGAUAAAUCAGUAUUUCUGUCUAUCCCUGAUGAGGCAGUUGCAAAGUUAAUCCAGCCUAUGGGACAUUAUUACAGAUUUAUUUUUGAAAGACAGAAAUACAUAACAUCAAAUAAAGAAAAAAAACCUUAUUCUAAAGUAUCAGAAACAUCUGGGAAGCACUUGCGAUCACUGCUGAAACAGACAGUAGAAGGAAAAUACUUAUUAAAACAAUCAUCCAUUUUGCGUAGUUCUAAUUAUUUGGCAAAAAUUAUAAUUGAUCAUCUCUUGAAUAAGGAAAACAAAUUAAAGGGCAAAUCAGCUUCAGGAAAGUUAUAUUAUUAUUAUACGAAUAAACUUAGGAAAAUAAAAGCAGCAGUAACAGAAUUUAACCGAGAAGAAACUGAACAUAUAGAAAAGCAAAUUGAGGAGGAAGCCGAUGUGUAUAUUUCUGAAUUGAAUAAUACAUCUUUAGAUGAUAAGAAGAAAAUUUUAUCUCUAUGGGAAAAAACUUUUGUCUAUCGCACAAAAGCUAACGGAAAAAAUAUUGCAGAGUAUUUUGACGGAUAUCCACAGUUGCGCCCACCGUUAGGAAUACAACUUAUUGAAUUAGAUUUUAAAUUAUUAAAUAUAGCGCAAAUCGAUAUUUUAGGAAAAAAGUGGCCGGUUUUGCAUCCAAACAUAAUUCGAUUGGCAAAAAAACAACCAACAACAUCAAAUUUAUUAAAAGAUUUCAAGAAAGUACCAGCGGAUGUACAAGCCUGGCUAGUUUUACCAUAUUUAUUCAAACCAGUGCUGAAAAAAACAGGCUUAAAAAAGCCAUGGAAACCAUCAUACAAAGAACAAUCUGAUGGAUUUAUUACUUGGAUAAAUGUGAUAACUGAUAUUGAAAAAGUAAUUUCUACACAUCGAACAUUGAUGAGCGAUUAUAAAUUAACGUUGCAACCUUUCGUGAUUGUGGUAUUAUCUAAAGAAAAAGUUGCAGCUGCUUAUGUUAUAAUUAAUGAUGAAAAAUACCAGUUUCAAGAUGUUACUAAUGCUAUAGCUUUCUGUUGGAAAUCUUUUUUUGUUUUGAAUGCUGCAUAUCCCGUCUCAUGUGAAGCAAUUUGGAUAUAUAUUGAAGAAGAAAUUUAUGAAUGCAAAAAAACUAAAUCAAGUUAUCAAAGCGUUAAAUGGUUUCGUUAAAAUAAAAAGA
Trachymyrmex cornetzi is the source of this 1390-nucleotide messenger RNA. RefSeq lists its product as uncharacterized. The record is from RefSeq and is a predicted model, not a curated record. The transcript has 7 exons. The coding region runs from base 49 to 1380 and encodes 443 amino acids. NCBI's taxonomy places the organism in Eukaryota, Metazoa, Arthropoda, Insecta, Hymenoptera, Formicidae.